GCAAACUGCCGCCGAACCCGGAGCCUAGGCCUCAGCAGCACCGCAGACUCCGCGGCGCUUGCCUGAGACGAGUGGGGGUCGCUGUGAAGUUCACCGAGUUUGCCCUGUUUUUGUAACGGAAAAGCCGUUUUCAAAAGUCGGUCUUUCGCAUCGCCCAAACGGAAAUAGGCCCCGGUGCCGCCGGGACUGGUGCAUUGCCUGAGGGAUUGGGAUUUGCCUGCACUCUGUCUCACUUCUUGGCUCAUGGAUGGCUACUUCCCUUGUGCACUUUAACUUUCUGCCUCAUAAUAAUCCUGGAAAUGCUCUGGAAUCAGUUCCUCAUUCAGGGAAACGGAAACAUUGUCUGUUAAUUCUCAAUCAGCCUAUGGACAAUGAUCAAUUUCAACGCCUGUGGAGCAAAGCUGUUGUUCGCGCAUGUGCUGAUGGUGGAGCAAACCGACUAUACGAGCACACCGAAGGAAGGUGGGAAAGAUUUCUGCCUCAUUUCAUCAGUGGAGAUUUUGAUUCCAUUAACCCAGAAGUGAAAGAGUUUUACAAAGUCAAGAAAUGUGAAAUCAUUGAUACACCGGAUCAGGACCUCACUGACUUCACAAAGUGCUUACAGAUACUACUUCAGAAAGUAAAGGAACUGGGGCUAGAGGUCGAUGAUAUUAUCGUGCUUGGUGGGCUUGGUGGACGCUUAGACCAUAUCAUGGCCAAUGUGGCGACACUCUUCCAUGCCACAAAGAUAACUAAGCUACCUGUUAUCAUCAUUCAGGAGACAUCCCUGGCCUACCUACUGCAACCUGGUCACCAUAGACUGUGUGUUGACACAGGGCUGGAGGAUAAGUGGUGUGGCCUUAUCCCAGUUGGAAAUCCAUGCAACAAUGUAACAACAACUGGCCUCAAGUGGAAUCUGAUGGCCAACUCAGCUUCAGAUCUCAUUACAUCCUUGACCCAGGAACCAGACCUGAAUUCCAGAUGUGAGGUGAUGGUGACUGCCCUUGACAUCAAGACAGCAUUUGUCAAAGCGUGGAGUUCCUAUCUUACAGCAUUGUCGAGCACCUUCACCAUACAAAAUACAGCAGUUCAAGAAGAGCAUCCACCUGUAGGCAUCUAGGGAUGGGAAAUAAAA
Molecule: messenger RNA, 1114 nt
Organism: Carcharodon carcharias (great white shark)
Lineage: Eukaryota; Metazoa; Chordata; Chondrichthyes; Lamniformes; Lamnidae
Gene: tpk1
Product: thiamin pyrophosphokinase 1
Exons: 9
Coding region: 248-1099 (283 amino acids)
Biological process (GO): thiamine diphosphate biosynthetic process; thiamine metabolic process
Molecular function (GO): thiamine diphosphokinase activity; thiamine binding; ATP binding
Source: RefSeq, a predicted model, not a curated record